Messenger RNA from Gavialis gangeticus (Gharial), 2606 nucleotides. It is a transcript of the gene ST13, whose product is annotated as suppression of tumorigenicity 13 (colon carcinoma) (Hsp70 interacting protein). Lineage: Eukaryota; Metazoa; Chordata; Crocodylia; Gavialidae. The transcript has 12 exons. Gene Ontology annotation, molecular function: Hsp70 protein binding; protein dimerization activity. Bases 159 to 1253 code for a protein of 364 amino acids. The record is from RefSeq and is a predicted model, not a curated record.
ACCCCUUUGAAUUGUAAGUGCAGGCAUUCACUUGCUUUUGAUUGAUCAAUCAGUCCCUUUCUGUGGACCCCUUAGACAGUCUGCAGACCCCCAGGGGUCCAUAGACCACAGGUGGUAAACCACUGCUGUAGCACCGCGCACCAACUGCCUCUUGCUACAUGCAUGUGGAACCCCUUGCUUCAAGCAGCCUCCAUUUCCUGAGACCAGGCAGCUGCAGUACAUGUGCACUGUAUUUACGCUCCAGCAUGGGAGGUACAGUACCACCUGCUCCAGCCAGUGCCUCUGAAGAGGAGACAGUUAAGGACAAAGCGGACAAGCCCCCAGAAGAGCCAGUUAAGCCACCUGAGCCUCAGAGUGAAGAGAGUGACUUGGGUGAGGAAGAUAACUACUUGUUCAAAUCACUAACUUUUUUCACAGAAAUUGACAAUGAGGGAGUGAUUGAACCAGACAGUGAAGAGCCUCAAGAAAUGGGAGAUGAAAAUGUGGAGGUAACUGAAGAGAUGAUGGACCAGGCGAAUGAGAAGAAGAUGGAAGCCAUUAAUGCCCUUGGUGAAGGUGAACUUCAGCAAGCCAUUGACUUGUUCACAGCAGCUAUCAAGUUGAAUCCUCGUUUGGCCAUCUUGUAUGCUAAACGAGCUAGUGUUUUUGUGAAACUGCAGAAGCCAAAUGCUGCCAUUAGAGAUUGUGACAGAGCCAUUACCAUUAACCCAGAUUCAGCACAGACCUACAAGUGGCGGGGGAAAGCACACAGGCUUCUGGGUCACUGGGAGGAGGCUGCACAUGAUCUUGCUUUGGCGUGUAAACUGGAUUAUGAUGAAGAGGCUAGUGCCAUGUUAAAGGAGGUGCAGCCCAGAGCUCAGAAAAUUGCUGAGCACCGGAGGAAGUAUGAGCGAAAGCGAGAAGAAAAAGAAAUCAAGGAAAGGAUGGAGCGAGUAAAGAAGGCACGAGAAGAACAUGAGAGAGCACAGAGGGAGGAAGAAGCCCGGCGACAGGCAGGAGGAGCUCAAUUUGGUGGCUUCCCAGGUGGCUUUCCUGGAGGAAUGCCUGGAGGUAUGCCUGGGAUGGCAGGAAUGCCUGGUCUCAAUGAGAUUCUCAGUGACCCAGAGGUUCUCGCAGCUAUGCAGGAUCCAGAAGUUAUGGUUGCAUUCCAAGAUGUUGCCCAGAACCCAGCUAAUAUGUCAAAGUACCAAAAUAAUCCCAAGGUCAUGAAUCUCAUUGGCAAACUGUCAGCCAAAUUUGGAAGUAAACCAUAAAAUCUCUUAUACUAAAACCGUAUCUAAAUGAGAAAAAGGAUUGAUUACUUACCAGAAAUUGCAAUAACACAAACGAUUGUACCUCUCAUCUUCUCUAGAGAGAAGUGGGGUGUUUUAAAGAGAAUUACUCUCUUGUCUCCAAGCAUCACAUGUAUUGCAAUGAUUGGUUUACAGUUGCUCAAAUUUAUAUAAAAAUAAAAUACUUUCAAUUACCUCUGCCCAAGAGUUGCAGCAAGUAUUAAAAGCCAUCUCCUUCAAAUGAAGACUUACAAGAAAUUGUAAUCUUCCAGUAGAUAGUUUAAUUCAACCAAAACUGUUAACCUGGCUAUCCAAUGAGUAAAGAAAGAGGAACUUUAACUUUGGAGUCUGUAUUAUUCCUUUGGGACAAAAAGUUGGUCUAAUCAUAGGUAGGUAUGGUGGGACAAGUGUAAAGUGUUAACUGGAUGAAGGAACUAUCUACAGUUAUUGUUGCACAGAUCUUUUUAUUUCCUGUACGUGUGGAUGGGUGAUCAGCUGUAUAUAACUCUUCUAAAUCAAAACCAACCAGGGUGACCAGUAUAACUUUGGGUUAUACACUGGAACUUCUGGCAGUGCUGAAAAUGGCAGACCUUACCCACAACAUCCAUGCAGCAGAAGAAAAAUCUAUGUUUUUGAAUGGUCUGGUAUGCCCAGAUUGUGGCUGCUACCAAGACUUGGUUACUUGCUCUACUCCUGUCAAGCGCACUUACGUAGUGCUUUAUAUUGUCCAAGCAGGUAAGGGAGAGCACCACCUGCUCCUUUCUGUUCCUGAUUGGCAGAUCAUCAGUGGGUGCACUUGCUUUCUUUGAGGCAUUUCUUUGGAUUACAUCCACUUGAAAAUUGGAGGGAAGGAAACUUGUUCCCACUGCAGCCUGUGGCCCAUUAAAUGUGCAAGUCAUUAAGGGGACACAAAUGUAGAACUGUUUUGUUUAUCAGUUAUGGGGAAAGUAAACCCAAUAAUAGAGCAACUCUGGGUCUGAGUGCAUUUGACUCCUAAUAUGCCUACAGAAUUAAACUGAAUCUCUUGGCCAAAGUUUUCAGCUUUUUUCUUUUUUCAGUCCUCUUGUCAGUUAAAGUAGCUUUUCUUUUCCACUACCUAGUCUUCCAUCUUUAAUUUUGUCUUUUUUUUUUUUAAAUAUAAUGCUGUUCCAGUGGUCCCCAUGUAGAUUCAUGGUUUUGGGGCUUGGGAUAAGGAAAAGGUGGAGUAGUUGGCACAAAGAGGGCAUAUUUUUUAACAUUUUGUGAAUUUACAGCAUGGGUAUUCUUGGAACAGUGUGUCUUUGCUGAUGUGUUCAGUGGAUUUGUGACUAACACAAUAAAGACAUUUGCUGCUUC